Molecule: messenger RNA, 1197 nt
Organism: Babesia ovata
Lineage: Eukaryota; Apicomplexa; Aconoidasida; Piroplasmida; Babesiidae
Exons: 1
Coding region: 1-1197 (398 amino acids)
Source: RefSeq, a predicted model, not a curated record
AUGACCGGAGAAGGCGGCAGUCGGCCAACCGAGAAACAGCUCGGCGGACCGACUCGCCAACUCUCACCGGACCUGGUGGCGGACCAGUUGGACAACGUAUCGCUGCAGCGCGGCCCGGAGCGCGUCUCCAACUCGAGCCUUUUCCAGCGGUUCCUGGAGCAGCUCAGCUCGCAGUGCAGCAGCGGAUCGAGAUUCAACUGCGAGGCCUCGGGGGAAUGUUGCUCGCCCUGCAGCGUCGUGCGGCGGCAUAUCGCCACGUACGUGGACGUCGCCAUGCUGGACGAGAUUCGGAUGUCUCGCAAGCAGGCCGACCUGUGCGGGUACCUCUACUGCAACAAGAGCAUCGCCAACCGCGGCCGCCGGUCGCGUAACGGGUCGACGUACAAAAUCGACCUGGCGGCCCGGCAGGUCUACCCGCGCAAGGUUUACGAGUCCUUCUGCAGUGCUGCGUGCAUAGAGAAGAAUGCCAAGGUGGAAGCGGCGGCGGCCAAGUCGCCCAUGGAGACGGGCGUCAUCACCCCGCGAGCCGUGCGCAACUCCAAUCCCAGGUCGUUGCAUGCGCUGCUCAGCGGCCUACGCCGCCUGCAGCCCUGCGUUAUCUCCGCCACGCUGAACACGCAGUCCCACACGCCCUGGAUCCCGUUACUGUAUCGCACCCGGGAGCCGGAGCGGGUCAGGGACAAGUACGUCAUGUUCAACUACAAGCCCUUGGCCGACGUGCGGCGCGUGCGCUUCGACCUCCCCGACUCAUCUGGAGAAUCCGGUGCAGCUUCGCACCGUGCUAGUGUGAGUAGCAAGCCCUUCGAAAAUGAGAAGCCGCGGAACGGCAGCGGUGCGACGGUCACUCGGCCCCGAGCGUCGGAAGCCGACGCUUCCCGUGCGGGAGUGACCUCGCCGGCGGAGGAGUCGGCGUUUGACUACAGCGGGCUCUACGACCCAUCUGAGGCCGUGAGUCCACGAGCGCCGCUCCUGAAAUGCCUCAACCUUUUUUCGAUUCUGUGGUAUACGCUGAGCACAUGCCUGACGUACAAGACCCGCGAAUAUCUGCGUUCAGGUGCUCUCGACGGUUGCAACCUUGACGUGAGUUUGAGUCCUGAGUCCCCUCAAUCUUUCACAGGACAAAACUCGACUCUGGUAUGCGACCCUUCUGCGCCACCUGCCCGAGGGGCUGGUACCAACGGUCUCGAAAGAGUUUGA